Messenger RNA from Scatophagus argus, 4993 nucleotides. Its product is annotated as actin-binding LIM protein 1-like. Bases 2175 to 3983 code for a protein of 602 amino acids. Gene Ontology annotation, molecular function: actin filament binding. The record is from RefSeq and is a predicted model, not a curated record. Lineage: Eukaryota; Metazoa; Chordata; Actinopteri; Scatophagidae. The transcript has 21 exons. Gene Ontology annotation, biological process: cilium assembly; lamellipodium assembly; cytoskeleton organization. Gene Ontology annotation, cellular component: stress fiber; actin cytoskeleton.
CAUCAUACUGUCAACAACUGCAAGAAUGUUGUCUACAUUUAAAUGGCUACAGACAAAUAUGGCAACACCACAUGUAUUCUCUAAUUUACUUUAAGUAAUGAAGUGUAAUCUGCAGUGAGUUAUGGAGUCUGAUUCCAAGUUUGUCUGCAUUUGACAACCUUGGUUUGAGACUGAACAAUUAACUUAUUUUAAAUUAAAUUAUUUCUCCAGAGUCACUGACACCCACAAAUGUCCCCAAAACAGCCAAAUACUAAUAAAAAAAAAUGGAAAUACAGGCAAGGGCUGUGCAGACACUGAUAUUGUGACACAUUUCCAGUUGGUCUUGAGUGAUAAUUGAGAAGGAUUAUUGUUGUAUGAGUCUAUACAUUUUUAGUAAAAUCCUACAUAGUUUAACUUUAAAGCUCAAAUAAAAUACACAAGCUGCUAAGUGCAGGAGCACGGACACACCCUCUAAAAACAUACUAUUUGAAAUAUUUCAGGUGCACCAUUUAAUGCUGUUUAAUCUACCUUAAGUGUUAUUUGUCACAUAAAAAAACAUUUUAUAUUUCAUAAUUUGAUUGGGAAAAAAAUGGUGAAUGGAUGGGGUUUCUGCUUCUGAUCUACAUUGAUGAAAUAGAUAUAUUUUUACAGAAAGAUGUUAACUGGUAAAUAUGAUUGUCCUUUCAAUCAGCUUCUGCCCCUUUUCCCAUAUAAUCAACACACUAUGAAGGUCAUAAUAGUUUGAAAUUCAACAAAAUGCCAGUAAGAGAUUGUCAAAACAGAUGUAGACUGACUGACAAGUCCUCAAAUACUUUAGAACAGUGAUUGCUCUAAAGAACCAGACUCAGGGUGCCAGCCUCUUGUCCCUGACUCAAUGCCAAGUUAAAUGUGGAGAGUUCCCAGUUUUAACGCUAAGCGCCUAACAGACUGCAGUCAAUGGUGAUUAACACACUGGAUGAAAGGUUCCCAAAAAAUAAUUUUUCUUUUAUUCAGCUUGUCCAUACAAUCAUAAUUCAUUGAAGAUUUAAAUAAUAUAAUAGCUAUAUACACAACUGGAUGAUACAGUAGCACAUAAUCAAUGAAAGAGUGCCCCAGUUACUAGUUUACUAAAAGGAUGAAUCUCAUGUGAAUGUCACUGGAAUGGAGGGGAGAAGGUUACCUGAUAGAGACUUGUCUGUUUACCGUGAAGAUAAAGCCUAAAAAUAUACCUUACUUAAUCUUCUUAAGGGGCGUUUGGUAGGAGUUAGUCUUUAACCGCCUGAUUGACAACACACACACACUCUGAGUCAGUCACAUAGUCUUAGAGAGCAACUUAAUACCUGACAUUCAACAGAAGGCUUUAACAUCUUGAGGUUUGCUUUAUGGUUUCUCACUUGGAGUCAGUCUGCAGCCUUAACUGUUUGGCUGAAAGCCUCGACAGCAUGAGCAUGUCGGGCUUCCUCAAACUCAACAGCCUGGGCAGGAUCUGCGGCUCCAGUCACAGCAAUGAAAUGGUCGUUUUGGACCGGGUCAAGAGGAAGAACUCUGUCAGGCGCAUGUCAAUUAUUGAAGAUGGUGAAAUUGCGGAGGUUCUCUACCUUAUUCCGAAACAGUCCAUGAUGGAGCAGCUGCCAUUCAUCAACCCAAAUGACUACAUCCUGUGUGAAAAGUUGGCCAGCAUCCCUGCAGAGAUGUCGGGUAAUGAAUAGUUGUUUUUCUUGGUUUACAUCUUUUGGGUGAUGAGUUGUUAUGAUUUGUCAUUAUUAUCUCUAAGUUGACCCUGAAUGUUCUGCUUCAUGUUUUCAAAGUUUUCCAUCAUUAUUAGCGAAUGUCAUCACCUUACGAGAAGGAAUUUAGAACUGAUGAAACGUGGCAAGCUGGUGUGAUUUCAAAAUAAGGCGUGAGCGCUCUGUCAGCAUUACACUUCUGGGAAAGAAACACAACACACCAAUGCAUGUCCACAUUGCAGCUAGAUUCAAAUAUUCUCUUGCUCAGCAUGGUUUAGGUCAUGGUUCAGAAGCACAUGAGCACUCGGUGGCUCUCCUUUUGUCCUCACGUGCGCACACACACACACACACACACACACACACACACUCCUGCCCUCUGUGGUUUGGACCACCCUCUUUUCCCUGGGACCAACAGUCCAGUUAGUUCCUCUCUUCACUCUGAUCCACUGCAGUGAGCGGUGACCAACAGACCCGUAGAAACCAACUGUCAUGAAAGUGCUACAUACUCAGGAUGGCUGCCACCCGAGUUCUCCAGCGGGGAAGCGGAUCAUCCAGUGCUUCAGAUGUGGGGAGCGUUGCAAGGGAGAGGUGCUGCGAGUCCAGGCCAACCACUUCCAUAUAAAGUGCUUUACCUGCAAGGUGUGUGGCUGUGACUUAGCUCAGAGUGGCUUCUUCGUGAAGAACGGUGACUUUCUCUGCCCGCUCGACUUCCAGAGGCUUCACGGCACGCUCUGCAACAACUGCAGGGAAUUUGUGGAGGGAGAGGUGGUGACAGUGCUGGGCAAGACUUACCACCCAGCAUGCUUUGCGUGCACCAUUUGCAAACAGGCCUUUCCUGCUGGGGAAUGUGUCACCUUCAGUGGAAAAGACUGCCUGUGUCAGCGCUGUAUUCAACCCGUGUCUCCCACUCCUAACGGCUGCCGUUACCCCAGUAACUGCUCUGGCUGUGGCAGAGAGAUCAAAAAUGGCCAGGCUCUGUUAGCCCUGGAUGGCCAGUGGCAUCUCGGCUGCUUCAAGUGUAAAGCCUGCAGGAAAGUGCUGAGCGGAGAAUAUAUCAGCAAGGAUGGAGUUCCCUAUUGUGAGAGAGACUACCAGAUUCAGUUUGGGGUACAAUGCGAAGCAUGUCAGAAGUAUAUAACUGGAAAAGUCUUAGAGGCAGGAGACAAACAUUAUCACCCCACCUGUGCAAGAUGCUGCCGAUGUGACAAAACGUUCACAGAAGGUGACGAAAUGUAUCUGCAAGGAUCAACAAUUUGGCACCCGCAGUGCAGAGACGGCAGCAGAACUGAGGACAGUUACAGGGUCAGCAGACCAAAAACACCUUGUCUUGAUUUCUUUUACCCCCCACAUGAACUCAAGGUUAAAACUCCCACUCGAUCCUCAUCUGAAAGCUCCAGUUCCAGGCCAGGCUCAUGCACUCCAGGGAGUCCUGGUCGAACUAUCUGUGCAAAAGUAGAUAAUGAGAUCAUUGACUACCGAGACUUAGCAGCAAUUCCCAGAGUCAAGGCUAUAUAUGAUAUAGAGCAUCCUGAUAUGAUAUCUUAUAAGUCUGUGAACGACAACUCCUCUACUUUGGACAACCAAGGCAACAGACAGGACAGGCAAAGCACUGCAGAGUCACUGGGAAAUGUAUCUGAAACCACAGAGGAGAGUUUAGAAAGUAGAAAGUGCAUACCAAAAUCUUCAAGCCACGGUUCUUUUGGAGUCCAUGCGAUGUACAAUCGUCAUAGCUACACCCCAUCAGUGUCCAGAUCACCACAACACUUCCACCGUCCAGGGUUGAUGCUUUCUCCCUCUUUAUUCUCUGGCAACUCUGACACCAGCCCCACUUCCCCUUUAUGUCAUCACUUUCUCCCUCACACCAAAGAGGAAGGAUUCAACAUGUACAGGAAGCCUCCGAUUUAUAAACAACAAGAUCCAAAUUCCUCCCAAACAUCCUCUUUGCCUGGAUACGGUCGUAAUGGCCUCAAUCCGCCACGGUCAGCUGAUUUCUCCCGUUACAGCGGUGAAAGGUUCAGAGACUUUAAGCUCAUCCAUGAUGGCCAACAUCCAUUAACAGGAAUGGAGAGAGGAGUGUCUAUGCCUAAUCUGUUGGAACCAAAAGUCUACCCAUAUGAAAUGCUCACAGUGGCUAAUAGAGGACGAAUGAAGCUUCCCAAGGAUGUCGACAGAACGAGACUUGAGCGUCACUUAUCCCCGGAUUCCUUCUUUGAGAUCUUUGGCAUGGAGAUUCACGAAUUUGACAAACUUCCACUGUGGAAGCGUAAUGACAUGAAGAAGAAGGCAAAUCUCUUCUAAAUGCUGCCUGAUGCAUAUUUUCUGCAUUUUUACUAUGCAGCGCUUGUAAAGUUCUGAUGACCCCAUAUGUUUAUUUCUUUGCUUUUGACAUAAAGCACAAGUCUUUGUGUUAUUGUAAUGAAUGAUGUUUAAAUGUGUCUGUCUUUGUGUGUUGGCCCUGCGAUUGACUGCCGACCAGUCCAGGGUGUACCCCGCCUUUCGCCCGUAGUCAGCUGGGAUAGGCUCCAGCUCCCCCGCGACCCUGACGGAUAAGCGGUAUAGAAAAUGGAUGGAUGAAUGUUUAAAUGUAUAAUACAUUAAAUCAGAUAUGAACAUGAGAACUCACCUUAUUUAACAAUAGAUAGCUGUUAUUAUUUUGUCUUUCCUAAUUGGACAACUCAGCUGAACAUUACUUUAUGUCCAUUCGUCAUAAAUGAUGAAAAAAUAAUGAAAACAUGACAUGUUCAUCUUUGAUGCCAGAGAGAAGGGUUUGCAUGCUGUUUCAAACCACACAGUUUCAUUUAGGAACAAUUGUGCACAAUCUUGGAUUACAAUCAGUGAAAAGCAUUCAGCAGAAAUAAUUCUGUUUUCAAUUAUUUAUUCCUAAAAUAUCUGCAUGAUGGCAACUACAAGGUGGGUGAGGUUAGGCACCCAAAACACAUCAAGGUUACAGCUUAAAGUUUAGUUACAAGUGUGUAUCAAUGUAGUUUAACACAUACAAAAAUAUCAAACAGACUGGAGGAUACAGGUACAUGAAAUGGACACAAACUGCAACCAACAUGUCAUUCUGGUACAAGAUAUUUAGUGAUGCCCUUAAGAACUGGAUUCAUUUCACCCAUGUUAUCAUUGUUGCUACUUUAUUUUUGUUACUCUGUUGAAACUCAUUAUGUUUGAGCACAAAACUGAAGAGAGAAGAUUUUGAGAUUUGUGAUGAUUUUACAUAUAAUUUGGUUUAUUUUUUGUUUUGUCCUGACAGUGACUCUGCUUGCACAUACCCUCAAGCACCCUAAAUAAAAAUCUUGCACUUCUUA